GCCAGGCUGUAGAUUGAGAUGGGCAAUCCAUGGGGAAAGGGCAGGAUGUGAGAAGCUGGACCAGAAAGAUCAAGCGACAGGAUAAGAGCCAGCAGCGCAAGCUGAGGGAGAUCCAGCCCAGCCGGCCCACAACCUCGCUCUCACCUGACUUCUCUGGAUCUUGGCCUUGUGACGUCUGCGUGCUGUGGCUUAGAACGGUGUGGUAUGACCGCCCUGACCGGGAGACCAGGUGGACAGUCUUACCUGGAGCACGCGCGCGCACAGGGUGCAGCGGGUCUCGGCGUCGUGCUCCAGCUCGGACUCGGUGUCAGCCGCGCGGCGCCUUGGGGCCGAGGCCCGGGGCGGCGGAGGCCCGAAGGCCAGCGGCACGUGAGGCGGCGGCGGCGGGCAGAGAUCCUGGCGGAAGUCGGCGCGCAGCCAGCGCAAGGGCGGCCACUGCGGAGGGGAAGCCGUGUACGAUGAGCACCAUCUCCCUGGGGAAGAGAAUGAGGGGCGCGGCCUGUGAGCCCCUCGCCCCUCCCCGUGUCAAACCGAAUCCCCUCGCCAUGAUGCGCCUCCGGUCCUACCUGAGAGGGGAGUCACACCCGGCUUCAAGCCUAGCCCACGAGGCUCUGCCCCUUCAUGGGGGUAUGUCCCCUCGCACCUGCUAACCUCAGGCCCCGCCUCCAGUCACAGGGCCCGCGUCCACUGGUCCGCCAGGCCCCGCCUUUUUUGCGGCCCCCGUUGUGCUGCUGCACCCGACGAGCAGGGUUGACCGUGAACCCCACGUAGACGCGGCCCCGGUGCCGAGGGUUCAGGCAGUAGAGCAGGUAGACGCCGAAGAAGCGCCCGGGCCUCGCCGCGCCCCCUGUGGGGCCCAUCGGAACUUGGGGGUUGAUUGCUCUGGCCUGUGACCCCGGGGAGAGCUGGGUUGCCAGGGCCGCAAGAUGCUUGUCUCGGAAAAAGCGCUUGGGGGCAAUCCCGAGGUACCCUAGAGGCCACAGCAAUGCAGGCUCGUGCACCCUCUCCUAGCUGGAGCUAGGGUGUCCAAACCGGGGCACAGAACCCGGGCUGCUGUGCAGGCGGCGGGUACCGAUUAGCGUCCGCAGGGGCCUUAUGCAGACUCUGAUUGGCUGACUGAUGGUAGGUGCAGAAACCGGAGACUGUUGGAAAACUGGGCUUGCAAGAGGGCGGAAGUACUGUGUUUACUGACGCCUUAGUAAGGGCGGAAGUAGAGGCCUCAACGGAAGUGGCGCUAGUAAGGGCGGAAGCAGUGUGGCAGGGGUCCGAGCCGGGGUUCUGUCCCCGCUGGGCUGUCGCCCCCGUUGGGCUGCCACAAUGGAACUCAGCGCGGAGUACCUCCGGGAGAAGCUGCAGCGGGACCUGGAGGCGGAACACGUGGAAGUGGAGGACACGACUCCCAAUCGUUGCGCGUCCAGCUUCCGAGUCCUCGUGGUGUCGGCCAAGUUCGAGGGGAAGCCGCUGCUUCAGAGACACCGGCUUGUGAACACUUGCCUAGCAGAAGAGCUCCUGCACAUCCAUGCCUUUGAGCAGAAAACCCUGACUCCAGAGCAGUGGACCCGUGAGCAGCAGAAAUAAGGAACCCGGACCUGCACAUCUAUUAAAUUAUGAGUCAGGCCCAG
This is a messenger RNA of Eubalaena glacialis (North Atlantic right whale), 1622 nucleotides long. RefSeq names its product bolA family member 2B (gene BOLA2B). Bases 1318 to 1578 code for a protein of 86 amino acids. Gene Ontology annotation, cellular component: nucleus; cytosol. The record is from RefSeq and is a predicted model, not a curated record. Gene Ontology annotation, molecular function: 2 iron, 2 sulfur cluster binding. The transcript is spliced from 6 exons. Gene Ontology annotation, biological process: intracellular iron ion homeostasis. Lineage: Eukaryota; Metazoa; Chordata; Mammalia; Artiodactyla; Balaenidae.